AGGGAAAAUUUUACGUGCAAUUAAUUGGCAGAGUUUAUCUAUAGAGAGAUCAGAAAGGUCGUUGUGGAAGAGAUAGGUUCUGAGAAUGUUGUUCAAAUCGUAACCGAUAAUGGGUCAAAUUACAAGAAAGCAUGUAAAACUCUAGUAGAACAACCAGAGUUUAGUCAUAUUGUUUGGCAGCCAUGUGUUGCCCACACUGCUAACCUCAUGCUUAAGGAUGUUGCUAAGUUUCGUGAGAUUGACGUGAUAGUUAAAAGUGCUAAGCAGAUUUGUAGAUUUUUCUACAAUCACAAUAACCUACAUGACAGCAUGAAAAAGAACAUUGGUGGUGAACUCAUAAAACCAAAUGCGACCCGGUUUGGAACGGUGUUCAUGUUCUUGGAGAGUUUCCAUUGUAAGAAAGAUGAGUUUAGGAAAUGGAUGGUGUCCGAUGAUUGGAAGGGAAGUACAUGGAACGGUGCUGCUGAUUAUGUGUUUGCUGAAGAGCUGCUAUCUAGUAAUAUGUGGUGGGCAGCUUUAGAAUGGGUUCUUGCUGUGCUAGAGCCACUCUAUAAAGCCCUUAGAUAUGCUGAUACACAAAAGAGAUGCACCCUAUCUAGAUUCAAGAAGAGUAUGAUGAUAGCCAUACAAAAGUUGGAAAGUCAUCUUGGUGGUGGAUCAAAAAUGUUUCAUAGAGUCAUGAGCAAGGUGUCCAAGAGGAUCGAUGCUAUGCAAGAAGGCACACUAUUGGUUGCAGCUGCUAUCCUUGAUCCUUACACACAUUAUCAGAUCAACAUGAGCAAGAUUAUGGACUAUGAUCUUGCACUAACAGAUGCCAUUGAAAAGAUCACAGACCCUGAGACCGCUGUUUUGGCCAUUGAUGAAGUCAGCACUUACAAGGAAUGUCAUGGGAGGUUUGGCUCAAGGUUAAGCGGCAUGGGAGCAAAAGAGAUUUUGGUUUGA
This is a messenger RNA of Triticum aestivum (bread wheat), 942 nucleotides long. RefSeq lists its product as uncharacterized. The record is from RefSeq and is a predicted model, not a curated record. Lineage: Eukaryota; Viridiplantae; Streptophyta; Magnoliopsida; Poales; Poaceae. The transcript has 3 exons. Bases 208 to 942 code for a protein of 244 amino acids.